UCUAAACCCUUGCAUAUAGUAUUCAAAUAAUGCAUCACAGAAAUUGAAGAAACCCACAAUAAUCGAGCUCUAGUUUAGCUGAUGAUGGAAGAUGAACCGGAAAGCGAAGGUCUUGCCAUCAAAGCCCUUGGUUCCCUCUUCAAGAUUACAGAAGUCUUUCUAUGGGACGACGAUGACGACUCAUUUGAAACGAGCGAAGGGUUACGUUCUAAGGAACAAACUAACUUUCUUGAUGAUGAAGAUGUUGUUAAUCAUCAUGCCAGAUUGAAAACCUUUUCCAUUACAGCAGAGGAUGCAGAGCUUUCCAUGCUUAUGAAUGAAUUGGGUCUUCCACAUUCCUUCCAAACUAACAAGGCAAAGAAGAAGAAGAGAAAAGAAAAGGUAAAAAUGAAGGACCCAAACCUGGUUAUUCUCGAUAUUCAUGAAACAAUUGCCAAUGGCACUGCGAAUCCAACCAAAGUGAGUGAGACAGAGACUGCUUCCACAACUGUUUUACAUGAUAUAUCUAGCACUGUGAGUUCAUUAUGUUCCAUGUCAAAGCUGGACUCCAGUGAACAAUAUUCCUCUGAUAUUGCAGUUGGUGCGCACAAAACUGAAUGUCUCAUUGAUCAAGAAGAACAGCUUGCCGAUAAUUCAUCAAGUAUUAAAAAUGAGGAUAGCAUGGAAACUUCUGCACAAAUAGAUAAGAUCGAUGAUGGAUUUUUGGACCAAAGGUUUGUGAUUGCUGAAAAUAUUGACCAUUUUCUGAAGGAAGAGAAUGGAGGCCUCCUGGAAUUUGCCUGUACACCCAUUGAUCAAGAAGAACAGCUUGCCGAUAAUUCAUCAAGUAUUGAAAAUGAGGAUAGCAUGAAAACUGCUGCACAAAUAGAUAAGAUCGAUGAUGGAUUUCUGGACCAAAGGCUUGUGAUUGCUGAAAAUAUUGACCAUUUUCUGAAGGAAGAGAAUGGAGGCCUCCUGGAAUUUGCCUGUACACCCAUUGAUCAAGAUGAAGUUAAUUCAUCAAGUAUUAAAAAUGAGGAUAGCAUAGAAAAUUCUGCACAAAUAGAUAAGAUCGAUGAUGGAUUUUUGGACCAAAGGCUUGUGAUUGCUGAAAAUAUUGACCAUUUUCUGAAGGAAGAGAAUGGAGGCCUCCUGGAAUUUGCCUGUACAGAAGGUGAUAUGGUGAAUGAUGGUGAUUUGAAUAGUACAGAAGCCAAUUUGGCUACAUAUCCACAUUCUCUAGAAGUUAUGGACCUGGUUGGGACUGAUGACAAAGGUUAUAAUGCAUCCGGAGACUGGACUUCACACUGGGACACGUUCUACAUGAGAAAUUACUUCUAUAAUAUCAGAACAAACGAGUCGACAUGGGAACCUCCAGAGGGCAUGGAACACUUAGCAUUUAGUGAAGCCGACAAACUUGUAGAAUUGGAUAUUGAGAGUGCCAGUCAAGAUGUUGUACCUGAUACCUCUCACCUUGUGCAGUCCGCAGAUGGUUGUGAUGUGAAACACAUUGUUAACUCAAGUUUAGCUCUCUUUGAUGACAGUUUAAAUGCUAAUCUUCAAAUAGAAGUCAUGGAUUCUUCAACAGAUGUAGCGGACGUUGAGGAUAACUCUGCAACAGAAAAAAUAAGAAAGAAAGCAGUGAAAAGGACACGCUUGAGGAAAUCUAUCCAUGAAAAAGAGAUUCAGGUCAAAGGGAUUUUGGAAGAGUUUUCUCUUACUAUUGCAAAAUAUUGGUGGCAAAGAUAUAUACUAUUCUCCAAAUUUGACGAAGGAAUAAAAAUGGAUGAAGAAGGUUGGUUUUCCGUCACUCCAGAGUCUAUAGCAAGGCAUCAAGCAACACGUUGCUGUACUGGCAUCGUAGUCGAUUGUUUUGCAGGAAUGGGUGGCAAUGCCAUUCAAUUUGCAAUGAGCUCUAAUCAUGUUAUUGCAAUUGAUAUUGAUCCAAAUAAGAUCGUCUGUGCAAUCCAUAACGCUGGCAUAUAUGGGGUUGAUGAUCGUAUUGAUUUCAUAGAAGGGGAUUCUUUUGUUCUUGGACAGAGGUUGAAGGCAGAUACUGUUUACCUAUCGCCUCCGUGGGGAGGACCGGAUUAUUUGAAAGCAAAAAGAUAUGAUUUACAGACUAUGCUCAGGCCUCUUGAUGGGCGUGCUCUGUUUGAUUUUGCAAAGAAAAUUGCUCCCAAAGUUGUCAUGUUCCUCCCAAGGAAUGUUGAUUAUAACCAACUUGCAGACUUAGCCUUGUCUUCUGUUCCUCCAUGGUCAUUAGAGGUAGAGAGGAACUUCUUGAAUGGCAAACUGAAGGCAAUAACUGCAUACUUUUCUGACCCAUCAAGAAAAAGAAUAGAUAUAUAUUAGAACCACCACAAUAGUGUAUCAUCUGGAGUAAAUUUUGUUUGCUAUAAAAUGUAGAUCAUGUAAAAUUCUCAUUAUUUUAUUUUAUAUUUAUGGUCGAGGCAAGCCGACGAUAACAACUUAUGUAAAUUAAUUUAUUCAAGUGGAGUAGCUUAAG
This is a messenger RNA of Impatiens glandulifera, 2488 nucleotides long. RefSeq lists its product as uncharacterized. Gene Ontology annotation, molecular function: RNA cap trimethylguanosine synthase activity; protein binding. The coding region runs from base 82 to 2334 and encodes 750 amino acids. The record is from RefSeq and is a predicted model, not a curated record. NCBI's taxonomy places the organism in Eukaryota, Viridiplantae, Streptophyta, Magnoliopsida, Ericales, Balsaminaceae. Gene Ontology annotation, cellular component: nucleus. Gene Ontology annotation, biological process: 7-methylguanosine cap hypermethylation; 7-methylguanosine RNA capping. The transcript has 10 exons.